UCGACAUCGGUUCGACAAAUAGCCCACAUCCCUCCAUUUCAUCAGUCCAGAGUCAGAAAGAUUUUCCACCGUCACCCCAUACAAGCACAAGCGUCCGCAGAAGUCAGGCUUCCCAUGCCCUUUUCCACCAAAACCCACGGGACCCAUUCGUUCGCUCUAUUCGUGAAUCCCCUGUCCAUCUUUUUUUUUCUUUCCUCUCAAUUUCAAAAUUUCAACGAAUCCCGGUCCCACUUCCAAGUUGCCCCUUUCGACCCACCCACAGUGUACUAAUACUGGAAGUAUACGUGCAGUGCCUAUCCAAGUACUGAAUUGGCCCCCUUACUACUUCUCUUGCAUGCAACGGCACACUAGCGGUAAAUAAAUACGUAAUUCUCGGUGUACAUUGUACAGCUCCUAUGGAAAGAGGAAGAAUGGGGGCUAUUACAUAUCUGUCCGCCUACCACUGGACUAGCCGAACUGUCCAGCAUGACCUUCAACCAAGCAGAGUCAAUAAAACAAAAUACAGAGAGCCAUAUUACUCGUGUGAAUCAGCGGCACAACAUAGCACAUAGCCGCGCGCCUUUCGCGUACUCCCUCCUCCUUCCUUCCAUCCAACGACAAAAUUCAAUUACUAUAACGAUCAGCGCACUGAAUAUUGACUCCACAUGA
Periconia digitata is the source of this 648-nucleotide messenger RNA. The record is from the annotation of a GenBank genome assembly. Lineage: Eukaryota; Fungi; Ascomycota; Dothideomycetes; Pleosporales; Periconiaceae.